AUGGACGACUAUGCGCCCAGUCGUUAUAAAAUGCAAGAUAAAAUUGGUGAAGGUGUUCACGGUUGCGUGUUCAAGGCCAUCGAUUUGCAGCGCAACGUGGAGGUGGCCAUCAAGAAGGUCGCAUUGAAGAACAAAUUUGGCAACAUAUCCUUGAGUACGCUGCGCGAAAUAAAAACACUUCAACUGUGUAAUUCGGAAUAUAUAUUAAACAUUAUCGAGAUAUAUCCCGAUCUCACUGGCCUUUCGCUGGUGUUAGAGUACAUGCCGGACACACUGUAUAGUCGACUGAAAAGCGAAGUGAAUCCGUUGAGCCGCCAGCAGGUGCGAAAAUAUGCCCUGAUGAUGUUCAAAGGCAUGGCAUACCUGCAUGAGGCGGGCAUUAUGCACAGGGACAUCAAACCCGCCAAUUUGCUAAUCAGUCAUACGGAUGUCCUGAAGAUUGCCGACUUUGGCUUAGCGCGCCUGUACUUCCCCGAAGAAGAGUCACGCCUUUAUUCGCCACAAGUAUCCACGAGGUGGUAUCGUGCACCCGAAAUACUCUGGGGCAGUCAGAAAUAUGGACCUGCCGUCGACUUGUGGGCAUGCGGAAAUGUGUUGGCCGAAAUGCUACGCGGCGUACCGCUCUUUGCAGGCACAACAGAUAUCGAGCAAUUGGCGAUUAUAAUACGUACGUUGGGAAGCCCGCGGCUAAACGAAUGGCCAGAGCUUACAGCGCUGCCGGAUUACAGUAAAAUAAGGUUUCCCAAUUCGGUGGGCGUACGUUGGGACAAUCUGUUUCCAAGCUGCACACAUGCUGUUGAAAUUGAUUUGGUCUCGAACCUAGUCGUAUAUAAUCCAAAGAAUCGUCUUAAGGCCACCGAGGUGAGCGCUGAAUUAACAACAAACAAGUGA
This is a messenger RNA of Drosophila novamexicana, 891 nucleotides long. Its product is annotated as cyclin-dependent kinase 20. The transcript is spliced from 3 exons. NCBI's taxonomy places the organism in Eukaryota, Metazoa, Arthropoda, Insecta, Diptera, Drosophilidae. The coding region runs from base 1 to 891 and encodes 296 amino acids. Gene Ontology annotation, molecular function: ATP binding; cyclin-dependent protein serine/threonine kinase activity. Gene Ontology annotation, cellular component: nucleus. The record is from RefSeq and is a predicted model, not a curated record. Gene Ontology annotation, biological process: protein phosphorylation.